This is a messenger RNA of Penicillium odoratum, 7299 nucleotides long. RefSeq lists its product as uncharacterized. NCBI's taxonomy places the organism in Eukaryota, Fungi, Ascomycota, Eurotiomycetes, Eurotiales, Aspergillaceae. Gene Ontology annotation, molecular function: 3-oxoacyl-[acyl-carrier-protein] synthase activity; fatty acid synthase activity; phosphopantetheine binding. The transcript has 10 exons. Gene Ontology annotation, biological process: secondary metabolite biosynthetic process; fatty acid biosynthetic process. Bases 1 to 7299 code for a protein of 2432 amino acids. The record is from RefSeq and is a predicted model, not a curated record.
AUGUCUAUAACCUUUGGAUUUCAGAAUGACAAUGAUGGUGGAUCUGAGCCUGUCGCCAUCAUUGGAAUGUCCUGCCGCUACUCUGGAAUGGCUGAUACACCCGAUGGCUUGUGGCAGAUGCUCUCGAAGGGUAUGACAAGCUGGUCUAGAAAUGCCCGGGACCGGUUCAAUAUUGACUCUUUCUGGCAUCCGAAAAGCGAGCUCAGUGGAUCUUUCAAUGCCAGCGGAGUUCACUUACUCAGACAAGAUCUAGCUGCGUUCGACAAUGAUUUCUUCAACAUCAGCGGUUUAGAGGCAAUGUGCAUGGAUCCCCAGCAGCGCCUCAUGCUAGAGGUAGCAUACGAGACAUUUGAAAAUGCAGGAAUUCCCAUGGAAAAACUUGAAAAUUCCGAAACUGGAGUAUACUGUGCCUUGUCGUACACGGACUACGAUGAGAUUUUAGCACGAGAUCCAGAGUUACCAGCGAGCUAUCGCUUUACGGGUACUGGAGCAUCGAUACUUGCCAAUCGCAUAUCGUAUUUCUUCGACUUGCAUGGGCCCAGUUUAACCAUUGACACCGCAUGUUCAAGUACUUUAGUCGCGCUUCACGAAGCCUGCCGUGCUAUUCACAUGGGUGAUGUUCGCCAGGCUUUGAUCGGCGGUGCAAACCUCAUCAUGGACCCGGACAAACUUAUAGCCCAAUCUUCCAUGCAGUUCUUGUCACCAAGCGGCCGAUGCUAUAGCUUUGACUCUCGUGCCAGUGGUUAUGGCCGAGGCGAAGGAGUCUCAGCUAUUUUGAUAAAGCCGCUUAGCACGGCCCUCGCAGACGGAGAUUCCAUUCGCGCUGUCAUUCGUGGCACAUCAGUCGUCAACGACGGCAGAACACCCGGUAUCACAAUGCCAUCGGUAGACUCUCAGACAGCUGCCAUUUGGAAAGCCUAUCAAGAUGCGGGGCUGAAUCCAGCUGAUACACCAUACGUGGAAGCACACGGAACGGGAACUACGGCAGGAGAUAAGACAGAGGCAGUGGCGUUUGCGAAUACGUUCGGCAAAGGUAAAAGAAACGAGAAAAUCUUCGUCGGCAGCGUGAAGUCUAAUCUGGGGCACCUCGAAAACGCAUCUGGCUUAGCGUCAAUAAUCAAGACUGUCCUUGUUUUGGAGAAUGGCAUAAUUCCGCCCAACCCGACUUGGCGCAAGCCAAGUGAGCAACUUGGACUAGAUGAGAAGAGUAUCAUUAUUCCGACGGCUUGCACACCAUGGCCCGCGGGCACUGUGAAACGGGCGUCUAUUAACAGCACGGGUUAUGGUGGAACGACGUGUCAUGCAGUCAUCGAAGCAGCACCAGCUACUGCAUCCACUACGGUUGUCUCUGGAUCUCGUCAAGGUUCGAGUCACGGCUACAUUCGAGAGACAAAUUCUGCAGACCGGCCCAGUGUUUGUUUCGUUUUCACAGGUCAAGGGGCUCAAUGGGCCGGCAUGGGUCGGGAGUUAUUAACAGCCUAUCCAGUAUUCGCACGUGCAAUAUUGGCAGCCGAGCAGGAACUUAUCCAGUUGGGAGCAAAUUGGAGUUUAAUAUCAGAGCUGUCGAUGCCAUCGGAGAAGUCUAUUAUCGACGAAGCUCACGUGGCGCAGCCUUCUUGUACCGCGAUACAGAUUGCGCUUGUUGACCUGCUUACAUCAUGGGGCGUUCAGUCCCGUUUCUUCUGCGGUCACUCCAGCGGAGAGAUAGCGGCUGCAUAUGCUGCCGGUGUUUUGACAAAAGAGGAUGCUCUUCGGGUCGCAUAUUUUCGCGGUGUUGCUGUUAGCCAGCUGAAAAAACUCCACCCUGAUCUUGAAGGAAGCAUGCUUGCCGUUGGUAUCUCUGAGACUGGUGCUAACCAGUUGAUUGAAGACUUUCGAGACCAGGUUGUAAUUGCAUGCAUUAACAGCCCGUCUAGCGUCACACUAUCAGGUGAUAAGUCGGCACUGAAGCAGCUACAAACGCGCCUGGAAAGUGAGAGAAUUUUCAAUCGCAUGUUGGCAGUGGAUGUGGCAUACCACUCCCACCACAUCGCCCGAGUUCAACAGACCUACCUCUGUGCACUAGCAGGAAUCUCCCCCCGUCAGGCAAAGACGGGAGCACAUAUCUUCUCUUCAGUAACAGGGCUCCCCAUACAGGGCAAGGAGAUGAGUGCAGAAUACUGGGCGCGGAAUCUGGUAUGCCCAGUGCGCUUCUCUGAUGCUGUCAGUGGCGUGCUUUCGACAAUUUUGGAGCAGAAAGGCUCGCUGGGUGCAACGGGACCGAGCCUACUGGUCGAAAUUGGGCCUCAUUCCGCGCUGGGUGGUCCGAUAGCGCAGAUCAUCAGGGUCUCGAGCGGUGCUGGGCCAAUCAGCUAUUCUUCUGUCCUGGUAAGAAAUGAGAGCGCGGUAAAGACUGCCCUUGACCUGGCUGGGAAACUUUUUACUCUUGGUGCUUUUAUAUCCCUUAAGGAGGUCAACCACCCCGUAGGAGAGACCCCUGGAGCUAUUCUAAAUGGAUUGCCACCUUACUAUUGGCAUCACGACAAGCUACACUGGCAGGAGUCGCGCCGAAGUAAGGCGUACCGCUUCCGAGAAUUCCCCCGACACGAGCUUCUCGGAACCCCGACCCUCGACAGCAUCGAUGAAGAACCGACCUGGAGAAAUUACCUUCGGACUGCGGAGCUGCCAUGGUUGAUUGGACAUUGCAUAACCGGACAAGUCAUCUUUCCAGCCGCCGGAUACAUUACCAUGGUCGUGGAAGCUUUGAGAGAGCGGUGCCUAGUGACUGGAACGCCCCCGUGGAAAAAACUCCUCGUCCGAUUCAAGGAUAUUAGUUUUGGGCACGCCUUGGUCUUCUCCGAGAACGAUGCUAUCGGGGUAGAGACGUUUCUUCACAUUCGACCUCAAACUCAAACUGCCCUAGACUCAUCCUCGACGUGGAAAGAAUUUCGAGUCUUCUCGUCUUCUCAGGGAGAAAGUUUCACGGAACACUGUCGUGGUUUGGUCUCGGUGAUCCCGGAUUGCAAUGCCCCGAGACAAGAUCCAGAUAACUUGAAUAAUGUAUCUUCGGAGCGCUGGAAGACGAUAAACUCUAGCAAGCUUUACAAAGAUAUCCGCGCCCUCGGGAACGAGUACUCAGGUCCUUUCAUGAGUCUCUCGAUGAUUCAAACACGCGAAGGGGAGUCUAAAUGUCGUUUCAAAAUCCCUAAUAUUCAAUCCUUGAUGCCUGGCGGAUAUCAACAGAAACACUGCUUGCAUCCGACAACGAUCGAGGCCUGCUUCCAAGCCGUAUUUCCAGCCUUGCACGCUGCAGGAAAAUUGCGCAGCUCAUCAGUACUCACGUCAAUUAACCAACUACAAAUAUCGACCAACAUUCCUUCCUUGCCAGACAGUGAGCUUUCCGUAGAAACGAGGGUUGAAGCCUUUUGUCUUUCGAAGUACUCAGCAUGGUUCAAUGUUUACGAUCCGGAUGACACACAGAGGGUACCUUUGAUCGAAGCAAAGGGGGUUGAAUACACUACGGUCCAGAAAGCUGAAAUGCCGGAGAGUAAGGAUGGAGCUGGGUCCACAUUGUGUCAUCGCCUUGAAUGGGACAUUGACUUAACGAUCUCUCCACUGGACCGCGUUGCGCAACACUGCCAGGAGAAUGUCGCAGCGUUCGGUCCACUUCACCUCCGCAGAAAUUGUGAUCCCUUCUGCAGAAGUGCAAUCCGUCGAACACUCGCUGCUCUGUCCCCAUCCGAUGAGGAGAUGAUCUCGGGGGACUUUGAUACACAAGUCCGGCAGCUCGGAGCCGUCGGAGAGGCCGUUGCGCACGUGGGGGCUCACCUUCGCUCAAUUCUGCUCGGAGACGUUCAUCCACUGACAGUGAUGCUGGAGAAUGACCUUCUCUACCGAUGUUACUUCGACGAUGAUAAUCUCAAUCGAUGCCAUAGCCAAAUGAUAAACUACAUCAAAUUGGCGCAGUUCAAGAAUCCCAGCAUCCGCAUACUUGAAAUCGGCGGUGGAACUGGCAGUCUAGCAGUGCCAUUGCUCGACGCUUUACUGAAAAAGCACGGCGCACGUUUGGGAAUUUAUGUCUUCACUGACAUUUCCACACUCUUCCUGGCACAUGCAAAGGGUCUCCUUGAAAGAUAUAAGUCCGUGGUAGAGUUCCAAAAGUUUGAUAUUGAGAUGCCCCCAGAGGAUCAGGGCUUUGACCUCGGGUCCUUCGACUUUAUCGUCGCCUCAAACGUCGUACACAUAACUAGAUCAUUGAAGAGCACACUGGGCAAUCUUCGAAAGCUGUUGAAGCCGGACGGCUCAAUGGUGUUCUUGGAAACCACCAACCCUUCAUUGCGAUGGGGUUUCUUCGCUGGAUCUUUGGCUGGGUGGUGGAAAGGUGUAAAUGACGGAAGGGAAAACUCACCAUUGCUGAACACUGAAAGAUGGGACAACGUCUUGAAAGAAAACGGCUUUUCUGGUGUCUCUUUGGAAAUGAAGGACUAUGAGUCGGAUGAAGAUCACGAAAUUAGCGCCCUGGUCACGAAAAACGUCCCGGAACAAGAGCCAUGUCUAUCCACACGAGGAGUAUCGAUUGUUACGGUGGAUAAGACUGUUGAGCUGGCCAAGGGGCUUGCAAUCCUAAUCAAGACAAAUGAAGAUAGCAUCACCGUCUCGCAAGUUCCCUUGCUAGAGGCGAAUGCCAGUGAGUGCAUCUACAUCAUGUUGCUAGAUCCUCUAGGUGGCGGGUUCCUGAGCGAGCCAAACGAGGCUGAAUGGGAGAAAGCGCGAGAGGUCAUAUGCCGAGCAAGUGGUGUUCUUUGGAUCACCCGAGGUGCAGCGGUAGACUGCAGCGAGCCACACCAUUCUCUUAUCACUGGUCUGGCGCGUAGUCUGCAUUCAGAAGACCACCAGCGCAAGCUGUUCACCCUGGAUCUUGAUCCUGGUGUCAUGUGUGUUGAUGACAUGGCUAAUAGCAUAUGGAAGGUUUUCCAGCAUACCCUCGGCAGCAGAGCACCACUGCAAUCUGAUUCGGAAUUUGAGUAUGCAUUGAGAGAUGGAAAGGUGUUGAUACCUCGAUUAAUGUUGGACGAGACCAUGAACAGCUACGUCCAGGAUACCGUAUCUCAUUUCCACCCUUGUCUGGAAUCCAAAAUUGAUCCCGAGCGGGCUCUACGCCUGCAGAUUCAGACUGCGGGACUGCUAGACACGAUUUUUUGGAAAGACAGCGUCUUGGAUUCUUUCCCUGUCAAGGACAAUCAAGUCCGCGUAAAGUUUGAAUUCAUGGCUCUCAAUUUUCGUGAUACGAUGAUUGCGAUGGGCCAACUCAGCAGUGACACAGAUAUUCUAAUCGAAGGCAGUGGCACUGUUGUUGGAGUUGGAAGUACUGCCCAAGCUAGGUUUGCUGUGGGUGACUCGGUCUGUGCUUUUGGUCCACGGGGACUUGCCACCACCAGCAAUCUAGAUUCUCACCAUGUGUUCCACGUGCCCUCGAGACUCUGUCUUAAAGACGGAGCAGCUGUGAUCGUGGCAUAUGCAACCUCUCUCUACUGUCUCAGGGACGUGGCCCAUCUCCAACCCGGUGAAUCAAUUCUUAUCCAUUCUGCCGCUGGGGCUGUAGGUCAAGCAGCAGUGGCAGUGGCAAAGUACCUGGGCGCCGGCAGCAUCUUUGUCACAGUGGGAAAUGACGAGAAGCGUGCUCUCAUCAAAGAAAAAUUUGGGAUUGAAGACAGUAACAUCUUCUCCAGCCGGGACCUUGAUUUUAGUCGCGGAGUUCGCUCCCAAACCAAAAAUCAAGGCGUCGAUGUAGUGCUGAACUCAUUGAGUGGGGACGCGCUGAACGAGACAUGCAGUACCCUUGCGCCAUUUGGACGGUUCAUCGAAAUCGGUAAAAGAGACCUCGAGAGAAACGGGCGACUGGAGAUGAAGCCCCUUGCCAAAAACAUUACUUUCGCCGUUGUGGACCUUGUAUCUCUAGCCACCAGUCGGCCCAUGGUAUUCCAAAAAGUGGUUCAGGACGCCCUAGAAAUUGCCAGCUCCCCGAACCUUCCGCUCUUGGACCCUAUUACCGUCAAACCGGCCGCUGGACUGGAGGAUACCUUCCGUCUGAUGCAGGGUGGAAAGCACACAGGAAAGCUCUUGAUAGAGCUCAGCCCUGAUAUGACGCUCAAAGUGCAGCCUCCAACUCCGCCGCCAGCGGUCCUACGCCGAGACGGCUCGUACCUGGUAGUCGGGGGUACCGGCGGAGUUGGCAGAGCUUUGGUACGAUACCUGGCCGGUCUGGGCGCAGGUCAAAUCAUCACCCUAUCGCGAUCAGGAGAUGAUUCUCCACACAUGAAGGAGCUGUUAAAGGAGCUUUCUCCUGGUGACACUACUCUCACUGUCAUUCGCGGCAGUGUUGCUGAUCCAACGGCGCUGGAGAGAGUCAAAGAGGCCACACAAGAUAUCCCACUGCGCGGCAUCAUCCAAGGCGCCAUGGUCGUGGAGCACACGUCUUUCAAAGAAAUCACACUCAAGAAGUGGACCGAGAUAAUCCAUCCCAGGGUCCAGGGCACCAUCCACCUCUCCAAAACACUCACUUCAAACCUGGAUUUCUUCAUAGCACUAUCCAGCAUCAACGGCAUAAUAGGCGCCCCGACACUAAGCAGCUACUGCGCUAGCAACACCUUCCUCGAUGCCUUCGCGCGAAACCGCGCAUCUCACGGCCUCCCAGCACUCAGCAUCGACAUCGGAAUGGUCGCCGAGGAAGGUACCGUCGCGGAAGACGAGCGUAUCGCCAAUUUCGAACGCCGCCUAGGCCUCCGCCCACACACACUCGGCCAACUUCUCGCAGUAAUCAACUACGCCAUCAACAACCCAAUCGCCCGCACACCCGCAGAAGCCCAGAUCCUCUGCGGCGCUAGACGUGAAGACCCAGGCUCCGGCUCCGAAGAAGCCCUGCGCCAACGACGCGACGCUAAAUUCUCGCACAUUUACCAGAAAAUUACUGAAGAUCAGGCUGAGGUAGCUGGCGGUAAGCAGGGGGGGUUCGAUAUGCAGGCUGCGAUGCGGGCUGCUGAAUCCCCUGAGACGGCGACGAGUGUCACGCUGCGCGCGCUACAGGAGAAGAUUGCGCAGUUGCUAAUUCUUCCUGAAGAGAAUUUACAGGUAGGUCGUUCGGUGGCCAGCUAUGGGUUGGAUUCGCUUGUUUCAGUGGAGUUGCAGAAUUGGGUUUCCCGAGUUAUGGGGGGGCAUGUGCGGACAUUUGAGUUGAUGAGUUCUAUGUCAAUGGUGCAAUUGGCGGAAACGAUCGCGAGGCGGUCGCGAUUGGUUACAGCUGGGGUUUUUGGGGAUGCAUGA